AUGCCGACAUUAUUUGAUAUAGUUGAUGCUGCUAAUCGUCGUUUUGAAGAACUUUUUAAUAGUAAUAAACUUAAUGAAUUAGUUGAACUUUAUACAUCUAAUGGUAAAAUUUUACCACCGGAUAAAAAUAAAUAUGAAAGACAAGCAGGAAAUGAUCGAUUAGUUGAAACAAGUUCAUAUGAACAUUCUUUAGAUAAAGGAAAUUAUUAA
This is a messenger RNA of Rotaria sp. Silwood1, 210 nucleotides long. Lineage: Eukaryota; Metazoa; Rotifera; Eurotatoria; Philodinida; Philodinidae. The record is from the annotation of a GenBank genome assembly.